This is a messenger RNA of Passer domesticus (house sparrow), 1393 nucleotides long. It is a transcript of the gene HMGN2, whose product is annotated as high mobility group nucleosomal binding domain 2. The record is from RefSeq and is a predicted model, not a curated record. Gene Ontology annotation, cellular component: chromatin; nucleus. Gene Ontology annotation, molecular function: nucleosomal DNA binding. Gene Ontology annotation, biological process: chromatin organization. The coding region runs from base 292 to 564 and encodes 90 amino acids. Lineage: Eukaryota; Metazoa; Chordata; Aves; Passeriformes; Passeridae. The transcript is spliced from 6 exons.
UGGGCGCGCGGGGCGGCGGGGAUCCGGCUGGAACCGGUUGGGCCGCGUCCGGCUCUAUAUAAAACUUUAUAAACACCCGAUUCCAAUUAGUGGGGUCGGGAGCAGCGCAGCCCGCCGGGUGCAGCCCCGCGCUCCGCUCCGCUCCGCUCCGCACCGCUCCGCUCCGCUCCGCAGCGCGCCCGGCUCCCGCUCCCCCGCCUCCCUCCCUCCGCCCCCUCACGCCGCGCGGCGCGCUCCGCUCUCCCCCUCACACACACACACUCACACACACACGCUCGCACACGCGGAGCCAUGCCGAAGAGAAAGGCUGAAGGAGAGACCAAGGGCGAUAAGGCCAAAGUUAAGGAUGAGCCACAGCGGAGAUCAGCGAGGUUAUCUGCUAAGCCCGCUCCUCCCAAGCCAGAGCCCAAACCUAAAAAAGCAGCUCCAAAGAAGAGCGAGAAGGUGCCCAAGGGGAAGAAAGGAAAAGCUGAUGCUGGCAAGGAGGGAAACAACCCUGCAGAAAAUGGAGAUGCCAAAACAGACCAGGCACAGAAAGCUGAAGGUGCUGGUGAAGCCAAGUGAAACGUGUGAAUUUUUGAUAACUGUGUACUUCUGGUGACUGUACAGUUUGAAAUACUAUUUUUUAUCAAGUUUUAUAACAAUGCAGAAUUUUGGUUUACUUUUUUUUAAGCUAUGUUGUUAGCACACAGACCGCUUCAUUGUUGUGUUCUGGGGGGGUGGGGGGCAAUGGGGACAAAUGUCAUUUAGUCUAUUUCUCAAAACCUAAAUUUUAAUAAGAAAAGCUUUUGCCAGUCCCCCAGUUUUUGGAAGAAGGGCCCUUCCUGCAGGGAGGAAGAAGGGAUUCCCCCUUGCUGCCUGUCAGUUUUGUCCAGGUGAACAUCAGAGCUCCCAAGAUGCUGUUGCCUGCUCCAAAUCCCAGUGCCACCAGUUGUCCUUUGGCGUCCCCUGCUCACCCAGUCACUCCAAACCACAGCAGAACAUUCUGGGGACAUCCCUGUCAAAUGAUCCGGGUUUCUGGUGGCCAGUCUGGGAUGCACUGGCUCAAAAAGGAGCUGCACUUCCUCUUGUCUCUCGUGGACCCUCAGAUACAGAAAGCUGCCUCUCAAGGUGGUUCUGCUCUCAAAGUCAGGGUGGGUUUGUGCAGAGUUGUCAGACAACGCGCGCGUGUGCACCUGGCCACCCUCACUCUAAACUUUGCCCUCUGCCAGUGCAAGCUGAAGAUUCUUAGGGUUUUUUAGCAACUUCUCCAUGUCAGUAGUCCACAACGGGAGGGGAGUUUGACAGUUGUUGUAAAGUGUUGCGGAUUGUAGCCCAUGUCCUGCCUCAAUGACCAUGAUUGUUCAUGAAAAGUACCUUUAAUAAAGCUGGAUACGGUUUGGCUUGGACUGUU